AACAGCUGAUCGUCUGUUCAAAGUUCGAAAUUGUUUUUAGGCGGGCCCUAACAUGUGGGUUGCUACUUUGUCCACCGAUUCUAGAAAAACGUGUUUCGUUACAGUCCCUCAAAAAUGGGGAGUCAACUUCAAUCAGAUGGUUACAAUAAAAAUUCAGCAGUCCAAUAUUUCUGCUCUUCCUGUGUAUGCUACUUGCAUAGGUGAAAAUGGUCUUCCAGGAGAUGAAAAUGUGGUGAUAGGUACUCAAUUUGCCAGAUUGAAUGGUUUGGUUACUGAUGUGGAAACAGCAUUUGAAAUUUUUCCGAAGAAUGUUCCAAUAUUAUCUUCAGUCAUAGCGGAGCCAUGUUUGGAGGAGGAUUGGGAAUUACUAGAGCUGAACAUUGAACAAAUCCAAUCUGAGCUCUUGAAUAAAAUUCGUGUUGUUUGGGUUGGAGCAAAAGUUCCCAUAUGGCUGAGUGAUUUUGUUAGUCUUUCUAUAGAAAUAAUUGAACUUGAUCCUAAGGAAACUACUGGAUUAUUGGCUACAGACACUGAAAUCCAUGUGUGCCCUCCUAAACCUAAACCCUAUGUAGGCCCAGUGGUGGACAACCAAAUAUCUCCUUUGAAGUCAAUCCUCUCACAUCUUCUGAACCAUCAUUUCCCAAAAACACCAGAAAAAUGUGCUAGUACUGUUCUAGAACUGCGAGUGCUACCAGUUGAAGAAAAAGAAACUUUUCACAAAUUAGCACUUGAAAACAAUGCUAAUGUUGUUUUACAACCUUAUCAAGCAUUUUUGUCUAAAACCCACGAAUCCACUCUUGACAAGACGCAAGACUGUAUUGGCAGCAUUCAAAAUAACGAACGCACUUCAUAUUUUAACAUCCAUUUCGUUGGAAGCAGUCAUAACUGGCCCAUUUAUCCCAACGCCAUUUACCUUUCAGAAAUAGUUAUUCGCCAAUUAAAUUUAAACUUGAAGCAGCGUGUGCAAGUAGUCGUUCAAACAGACGAUCUCCCUAACCGAUGCGAAAAUAUCAGCUUUUACACAUUUGUCCAGGAUUAUGAUUUAAAAGAACUUGAAAAGGACGUUAAAAUGUGGAUGUUGUCAGUAACUAAAGACAAAGUGAAUCUUGUUAUUAACCAUGGUCAACAUUUGGACAUUCCUUGUAUCGUGAAGGGAAAAACUAAUCGCAUAUUCACUGGAAUUCAAUCAAAAAGCCCCAAUCCUAGAUUUUGCCGCGUUGACGAAACGGCUCUAACCAAGAUUCUUGAGAAGCUCAAGGUUAUACGCAUCCGAAUACAAAAUGCGCCUCAGUAUCUACAGCUGCUAGAAAACGAUCCCGUUAGAACAGCGAAAUCUGAAGUUCCAUUGGGAGGAGUUACCAAUCUACUCGAAAAAGCUACCAACUUCUUGAAAAGCGGAUUGGGACUUAUUAACAACAGUUUAUGCAGUUCUUGUACCGGAUGCCGUCAUGGAAAUUUGCUUCUGACGGGACCACGAGGAUCGGGAAGAACUAGCAUCGCACGCAAUCUUUGCAACCAAUUAGAAAGCCAGCCAUUUUAUGUUCAUACCGUUUUUAUCGACUGUGCUUCACUAAAAGGUAAGCGAGCAGAAACACUUCAACGUGACUGGGAAGUAAUGUUUCGACAACUAAUCGAUCGGGAACCUUCACUGCUGGUGUUGGAUGAUCUUGAUCUGUUAGUGAGUGCACCACAAAACGACCAAGAUGAAACACUCAACGGAGAAGCAUGGUAUUACAGGAGAAUUUCAGCUUUGAUCAUUGAACUUGUUAAGAGCACUCCAUUUCUAAAUCAAGUAAUGAUCAUUGCUACAGCCAUAAACGGUAAAUCACUGCAUCCUAGGCUUUAUAACUACGAAUCGAGUCAUUUGUUUACAUGCGAAUUAAUAAUUCCUCCCCUCACUAAUGAUAUGAGAUUAGAAAUGGUUCGAAAACUGUUGGAAACUGAUGGUUUGAAUGUUGAGGAAGAUAUCAACCUCACUUCUAUAACCUCUAAAAUGGAUGGAUACGUUGCUACUGAUGUCCGUCAUCUAAUAGAUAAAGCGACGCAUCUCGCUGCUUCUGAAGCAGGUUCUCUUAAAGAGAUUUUGGUGAAAGCCAAACACUUCGAACUUGCUGUGGAAGAUCACGUUCCGAUCGGGUUGCAUGGCAUUGAUUUGAAGCCUUCGGUUGACAACCGUAUCGCCUGGAGUGAUGUCGGGGGGCUCACUCAUGCGAAAAAGAUAAUAGUAGAAACCCUCAAAUGGCCAACUCAAUAUCCAGAGUUAUUCGCCCAUUGCCCCCUUAGACUGAGAUCGGCUCUUCUACUCUAUGGGGCCCCUGGAACUGGCAAAACAAUGUUGGCUCGCGCUGUGGCUACCGAAUGCCAAGUCAACUUUAUUAGUAUUAAGGGCCCGGAAUUGCUGUCCAAGUAUAUAGGAGCUAGCGAAGAAUCCGUCCGAGAGACAUUCCGACGAGCCAGGAGCGCCAAGCCCUGUAUCCUAUUUUUUGAUGAGUUCGACAGUCUUGCUCCCAGGCGGGGUCAUGACAGCACAGGUGUCACGGAUCGGGUUGUCAAUCAGAUGCUCACAGAAUUGGACGGGGUGGAGGGCCAAGAAGCAGGUUUAUGGGUGCUGGCAGCCACAUCUAGACCCGAUUUGAUUGACCCUGCCCUUCUCCGUCCUGGCCGUUUCGACGUCUCGGUCCGUUGCCCUCUACCGGACAAGGAUGAAAGGUUAGACAUCUUGAAGGCGCUCAGUUCUAGACUCCAUCUCCUUGACGACGUCCGAUUGGAUGAAAUUGCGUUCGAGACGGAAUAUUAUUCGGGCGCAGACCUGCAGGCGGUCCUAUACACUGCCCAGUUAAAAGCUGUACAUCAGCGGACUCAAGGCGACAACAACAAACCUUCUCCAAUUCAUAUCACUCAUCAGUUGCUGGUGGAUGCGCUGCGGGAGACUCGGCCAUCGGUCACGGCUUCGGAGCGGCAGCGCUACGAUCGAAUCUACGAGAACUUUGACUCCGGACACAGCGAUAACAACGAGCAGCCAGGUCCCGCACGGGUCCCCCGGGUCACCCUGGCAUGAAAAGGAAAGAAAGAAGACCGGGAGGGGGAAGAAGACGGCAAUCUGCAUUAUUCGUCUUCUACUAGCGACGUGGAUCGACUUCACUCACACAAGUUUUGGACCUUGUCGAUUUCUUCCAACCGAACAGGACGCCGCCGUCGUUAAUUUCUCUCAACCGUGUCUUUUCUCCACUUUUCUUUACACCUUUAAACUUCUCGUCUGACCUGAGAGACAUGGACCCCAGAACCCCCGCUAGUAACAACUCACCCGGAAUGGAUGUCACAAGUGAACUGUACGUGAAUUCUGAACAAAUUGAUGGCCGAUGUGACUAUUUUCUACUGGUGCUUUUUGAGAUGGAUGCCGGACGGUACGUGUUCCAGUUGACUGAUCCAUUUCGUUUUCGGUUCGUUACUAGUGCGGAUUCCAUGACUGUACCCGUUUAAGAUGUUCAUGGUUCAUCUUGAUGACAUUGAAGUCCAUUUGGCAAUCGUCAUGAUUUCGGCUGGAACCCCUCAUUAAAUUAAGUUUGAAUUUAGUCUUUUACCAUCUUCCAUCCGACCGUUAUUCCUUCACGCAAUUAUAUGCGCGGUCCUCUCCAAGUCUCCAUCUAUUUGAUGUGGUUGUGAAUGGAUCGGGUUAUUUGCCUAAUUUCCAGCUUAAUAUUUAUUUUUCUACCUUGCGAAGACACUACUCGCCAUCUAUUGAGAAACAACGAAUCUGCACAUAAAUAACGCAUUCAUGCAGUUAGUGAAAGAGUCAAAGAGGUGACCAAGUCAAGUUGCAGCUGCUGCAUGCAGUCUAUGGAGCUGGGUGUCGUCUUGAAGGGUAAACACAAUCGAAGACUUCUUGAAAUGGUAAUGUGAUUGAGUCCGUGGUGUUGGUGUGAUGAGCUGCUAUAUGAAGUGUUCACAGUCGGACCUGGUUUGACUUUUGCCGCUUUGGCUGAUUGCAGAGAUGCCAAACGAUUGCGGACGUUUUUGAAAAUUUAAAAUGACAAUGUUACCUGGUUCUACCAUUUUUUCCGAGACAUUGAGCCAGGAGAAGAAUUUUUUCUUUUUUCUUUUUUUUUUUUUAUAAUGGUGUAUAUUCGCCGAAGGCGAAUGUUACCAACAUACCAACAGGAGCAGGAUGUCGAUUGAAUGCUCACUCUUUUACAUUUUGAUGAAAUUAAAAAGAUUCAACAUGACUGUUUGAUGCAAAAGUUAGUUGGAACUCUAACUCAAAUACAGAUAACCGUUACUGCUGCUGCCUUACAGCCACAGGCAGGACAAUUAUUCUUUUCUUCAGAAAAUUGUGGCUAAAAUGGUUUGUCCCCCAGCCACCAGAUGAUGCGAGUGUCUUCGUGAGGACAAAAUAUUUGUCAUUUGUUUCCGACCGAAACGCUGAAUGAAAGUUGUGAACGCUGAGUGAAAAUUCAUUACGGAAUUGGCGUGUCGAUCUACAUUUUCAGCCAUGAAAUGGUAACUGGCAAUCUGGCAUAUUAUUUCACUUGGCCAAAUAAUGUGACGACGUGGGUCGAAACUGCUGUCCAUUUUGCCGAAAUGUCGGCCAUUGUUAGCUGUACCUAUACGGCUAUACGACUCAUCUCGUGCUGAAACACUUCAGAGCUAGUAAAACAGAGAUCCCUUUGCUCAACUGUUGCAGAAAUCGAGAACACAACAGAGUCUGAGAUUCAUGGCUGUUGUAUCAUCAACAUGGUUUUGUUGCAGCCAGCUGGUGAAAGAUGUGAUCGAGUCAAGUUUAGCUGCAGCUGCUGCUGUGCUGCAUGCAGUUUAUCUAGCUGGUGUUAUCCCAAGUGCCAUAACAGGAACACUUCUUGAAUGGGAGUUCAUGGUCAGUUUUAUGUUUGAGAUUUUUAUGGUGUUGCUGUUUGGUGUACAGUGGUUUUGAAGUCCCUAUCCAGUUGAGAGAUGCUCUGAAGCAGACUUGCAGUUCAACAUCACACUUAAAUGUGUCAUUUGCCUAUGUUGGUGUCCAUGCAGUAUAUGCCGUGUUGAAAAGUUGGGUAAAAUAGUCAAUGUUGCCUGAUGGCUGUCGGUCUUGUUUUAUCGGCUGCAUUUUUCGAUAUGUCGUCUCUUGGUACCGGCAUUGAAUUUCAUCGUUUGCUGCCGUUCCAUAGACUUGAUCCAUUGGUAAAACUGAGGAGAGGUUGCUGAAAUUCAAGACUCGUCAAUAUAAAUUAUGUAGAUGUAGAAAAAUUACAAGUGCAUAUCUGGUCUCCCUUCUUCAGUGGCCCCGUUUCCCUAAAUAACCACUAACCAACGCCCGCCGGUGGUCACUCACUCGCUGCGACAACCAGGAGGAAGGGAGAUGUUUGGUCGAACGGGGACUUGCAAGGCGCAUGAUUCGAUGAAAUCUGUUGGGAGGGUCAUGAGUCUAAGCCGGAAGCCUACUAUGACACACUGCUCUCAUAAUAACUGCUCCUCAGCUCUCUUCGCUCUUUUUCCGGUUUCUCUUAACCAUGGCCGGGUAAUCUCCCUGGUCGAGUCAGUCGAGCAGUGUCUCCCCCUGCUUGACUGGCUGCAGUUUAUACCGGACGGUUUGUUUAAUAAAUAAAACAAGUAUAAAAAACCAUAUAAUGUUUUCAUUUUAUAAAUUGUUAUUAAUUAAAUAUAAAUAGGUAACAACUUGAUUAAAAAGCAUAUUUAUGUAACGUUGUUUAUUAAACAGACCGUCCGAUACAAACUCUUAGUUAGUACUAUUGCUCAAAAACUGAUUCUCUUGAAUCAGCAGACUCGAGUGUUUAUAGCGCCGCCAAGAUAGAUAUUUCUGAAUGGUACCCGUCUUGUCAACUGAUAAUGAUUCGUGUUCUUGGUUUGACAGAAGCUGUGUUGUGUGUGUUGAUCGUCUCCACCAUGCACGCGAUAAUCAAGACCAGCAACGGUUGAUCAAGGAGAAGCAAAGAACGACGAUGUAACUACUAAAUAGCGGGAACAGUUUUCCACACUGGUACGCUGUAUGACGUCGAGCAUUGCCAAAAUGGAAGUGAUCUUUGAAGAACUGAGCGUCUUCAAAGCCAGAAAUGUUUCUUUUAAUUACUGUGGUAAUAAUUCAAGAUGAUGAAGUCUAAUUAGGUAGAAAACCUUUCUGAAAAGUUUAGGAGCCAUUGUUAAUUUCAAUUGACCCAUUCCAAUCCCCAGCAACGUAAACCUGCAGAAUGAAAGGCACGUAAAACUUGUCAUGCAGUGGUGUAGAGGUUGGGUGAGAACGGGAUGUGUUACAUAACCAUUUGGUAUUCAUUUUGAAUUUUGAUAUUUGUUGUUGUAGACCCACCCCCAGCAACGACAACUUGCAAAAGGAAAGGCACGUUAAACUUGUCAAAAAGAGGUUGGGUGAGAACGGGAUGUGUUACUGUUACAUAACCAUUUUCAUUUUGAUAUUGGUUGUUGUAGACCCAUCCCCAGAAACUUCAACCUGCAAAAGGAAAAGGCAGUCCACCUGUCCUUCACAUUCGAAGGUCACGGAGAUCAUUGCAUAAAACGUGUCAUGCAGUGGUGUAGAGGUGAGAACGGGACGUGUUUCAUCAUUUUCAAGCAGCUACAAUAGCCGCAAGGCUUAAGAGGUGAGGGUGAUCAAAAAAUCGUAUAAAAGGAGAGAGAAAAGGCAAAGGUAAAUCAGUCGAGGGAGCAUCUCCGACACGGCAACAACUGCAGCGCUCUGUCUGUCAGUUCGCAUCCAUGGCAAACUAUGGCGUAGUGCUGCUGUUGUGUGUUGAAUCUUUGAUGGCUGGGUCGACCACUGGUGUACCGAUGUUUUCUUGGUAUGGCGGAUACCAAACCGCAACGCCGCCGCCUUACUACCCAAAAGCAACUUACGCAACGACCAGUUACUGCACCGAGGUCUUCAAGUACUACACCACUAAAGCACCGGACUUUAAUAGCACAACUUACGCUGCCCCGAGCCACUAUACUGACGCCCUGAAGUAUUAGUCUGCCCCGAGUUAGUACAGUAUUACUUUGUUCUCAUCUACUUAUUGCACCGAUUUUCCUAAAUACUACUCUGUUCCCAGCUGCUACACCGAGGCUCCCACUGAUUACUACACCGAAGCUUCAAAGUACUACUCUGCCCUGAUCUACACAACCAUAACUGAGGCGGUCAAGUAUUACGCUGUCCCGACUUACUGCACAGAAGCUGCUCGUUCGUACUACGUUGAACAGGAAUACUACACUGAUGCUCCAGUUCACUACACCACGACCUACGCUACACCGCAGCCCCCAAGUACUACACCGAAGAAGCCGCCUACAACAACGUAUGCUGCCUAGUUUACUACACCGAGGCUCCCAAGUGCUACAUCACUAAGGCACCCGAAUUCUACACGUCUAUACAUGCUGCCCCUGCUUACUAUACCGAGGCCCCGCAUUGCUACAACACUGAAGCGCUCAAGUACUACACUACACUACUGAAGCUAUCGUUGAUGGCUGGGUCGACUGCUGGUGUAGCGAUGUCUCCUUGGUAUGGUGGAAACCAAACCGCAACGCCGCCGCUUUCCUACUCAACUUACGCAAUGACCAGUUCCUGCACCGAUGUCUUCAAGUACUACACCACCAAACCACGGGAGUUUUAUACCACAACUUACGCUGCCCCGAGCCACUACACUGAUGCCCUGAAGUAUUACUCUGCCCUGAGUUACUACACCAUCUAGGCGACGGAUGACACCACAUGACUACGUAUACUGCCUAUCCUACUACACCGAGGCUUCUAGCUGCUAUACCGAGGCUCCCGCUGAUGUCUCCAUCAAGACGGUCGAAUACUACACUGAAGCGACAAAGUACUACUCUGCCCCGAUCUACACAACCACAACUGAGGCGGCCAAGUAUUACGCAGUCCCGACCUGCUACACCAAAGCUGCUCUUUCAUGCUGCGUCGAACAGAGAUACUACACUGAUGCUCCAGUCUACUACACCACGACCUACGCUACACCUAGCUACAAUACCGCAGACCCCAAGUACUACACCGAAGAAGGCGUCCAUACACAACUACGUACGCUACCUAGCUUACUACAUCGAGGAAUUUAAGUAUUACUCCUCCAAACUACUACCAAACUGAGGUUCAUAUGUAUUACAUCAGCAAUUCGUCCCACCUUGUCACCACUAUUUACGCUACUCCGAGCUAUAUACCGAAGUUCUAAAGUAUUUUUUGGAUGUGUUGAAAGAUUGUUGAAAUACAAGAUUGAUUCAUAAAUCACAA
Messenger RNA from Daphnia pulicaria, 8224 nucleotides. RefSeq names its product peroxisome biogenesis factor 1-like (gene Pex1). The transcript is spliced from 35 exons. Gene Ontology annotation, cellular component: peroxisomal membrane; peroxisome; cytosol. Lineage: Eukaryota; Metazoa; Arthropoda; Branchiopoda; Diplostraca; Daphniidae. Bases 53 to 3058 code for a protein of 1001 amino acids. The record is from RefSeq and is a predicted model, not a curated record. Gene Ontology annotation, biological process: protein import into peroxisome matrix. Gene Ontology annotation, molecular function: ATP binding; ATP hydrolysis activity.